UCAGAUGUCCGGCUACUACUCAAUAACGACAAUCUCCUCAGGGAAGGGGCAGCACAAUGCAUAAAAUCUGCCAUAAAAAAGGAUAUUCAUGAUAUGCUAGUUCAACCCUCUCCUGUUUUUACUGAACCUCAUCUAUAUCUGACAACAGAUGGUUAUGCAAUCCGAAUGCUUCUACUAAUAAAGAAUUUCCAACCUCAAAAGCGCAUUUGCCCAGUAUAACAUGGAUCAGUUCACACCUGUGAAGAUAGAAGGAUAUGAAGAUCAGGUCUUAAUUACAGAGCAUGGUGACCUGGGUAAUAGCAGAUUUUUAGAUCCAAGAAACAAAAUUUCCUUUAAGUUUGAUCACUUACGAAAAGAAGCAAGCGAUGCCCAGCCAGAGGACAUAGAUGGUGGUUUGAAAUCUUGGCGAGAAUCCUGUGACACUGCUUUAAGAACCUAUGUGAAAGAACAUUAUUCCAAUGGCUUCUGCACUGUUUAUGCUAAAACUAUAGAUGGGCAACAGACUAUAAUUGCCUGUAUUGAAAGCCACCAGUUUCAGCCUAAAAACUUCUGGAAUGGCCGUUGGAGAUCAGAGUGGAAAUUCACGAUCUCUCCACCUACAGCCCAGGUAGUUGGAGUGCUCAAGAUUCAGGUUCACUAUUAUGAAGAUGGCAAUGUCCAGUUGGUUAGUCAUAAAGAUGUGCAAGAUUUAAUACCUGUUUCUAAUGAAGUCCAAACUGCCAAGGAGUUCAUUAAAAUCAUAGAGGGUGCAGAAAAUGAGUAUCAGACAGCAAUUAGUGAAAACUAUCAAACAAUGUCAGACACCACUUUCAAGGCCUUGCGCCGGCAACUUCCAGUUACCCGCACCAAAAUCGACUGGAACAAGAUACUCAGCUACAAGAUUGGCAAAGAAAUGCAGAAUGCUUAAAGGCUGACUGUAGGAUUCUUCAGUAUGUGGAAAGAAAAGGAUUCAACACAUGGUCAUAUGAUAAAUAAGUGAUUUAUAAACAAGAGUGAUAUUUUGCUAGGGCUUUCAAAGUUAACAGAUUUUCUAGCCUCAUGAAAUACUGUUGAACCUAUAGCAUUGUCUGUGUGUGUGUGUGUGUGUGUGUGUGUGUGUGUGUGUGUGUGUUCUCUGACUUGUAAUUUUCUCUUAUCACUAUAUCUACUUGUAAAUUUUUUGUUUGUUAAUUCUGCUACAUUUAAUGUUGGAGAGAUCUAUCCUGGAGUUAUUUUACUGCUUAGAAAAUUUUCCUAGCCAUGAUGUCCUGUUACUGAUUUAAGCAGAUAAUAUGUUCAGUACCUUUUUUUCACCCCCUGCUUCUAAGCACUUCUGGUACUUCAGUGGUUUUUACUGAUCCACCAACAGCUAAAGAGACUCUACGAACUGUAGCUAAGUGGAAGACACAUUCAUCCUGCUCCCUCUGACUGCUUUGAUCAUCACUUACAGCAGCAUCUCAUAACUGUAGUUUGCAAAAGUUGGAUUGGGGCUUUUCGGGUCCAUUUUGGGGGCAAAGGAAGUUUUCUGAAAGUUCCAUGAUAGCCAGCUUUUCUGAGGACCUUGUUUUUAAAUCCAAAGACUUGAACCACAUUCCCUGCACAUGAAUAUGCUUGCUUUUUUUCAUCUCCUCAUUGUCUCCUUCUUAAGUAAUUAUAAGCAUCUGCAUUUUUAGGGGAGUUCUGCCUAUUUAUGUUUUUGUUCUAAUAUCCAAGAACUGCUGACUUACUGUAGAUCUGGUGGAGUAUAAAACUUGAAAAAUGCAGACGUUGAAGGAAUAAUAGAUAUCUUGUGCUUUAAUACUUUGUGGCAGAUUGUACUAUAAGCAAAUGAAUCAAACAACUAUGUAAAUCACAAAAACUAAAAAUGAACCAAAGUGAAAAGGAUAACUUCCAGGCAGUAUCUUUGUAUUGUAACCUGUUAUUUAAGGGAAUACUUAGUGCUUUCUUCUAAAUAGAUGUAAAACUUGUUCCAAAUUAUUCUUCCUCAGUCCAGCCUGCCAAGAACUCAUGUAACUGUGAUAUAGCAACCCUUCCCAGGUAUAUUGGCAGGUACGUGUGAUCUCAGAAUAUGCAGGGAACAUAGAUAUGAUAUGGUAAUGGUGGAUUCAUUUACAUUGUUUACACUUCUAUGACCAGGCCUUAAGGGAAGGUCAGUUUUUAAAAAAAAAAAAAAAAAAAAA
Messenger RNA from Castor canadensis (American beaver), 2159 nucleotides. NCBI's taxonomy places the organism in Eukaryota, Metazoa, Chordata, Mammalia, Rodentia, Castoridae. The record is from RefSeq and is a predicted model, not a curated record.